GGGCGGUGGCUGCUGGGCGUCCUGCUCGCCCUGUGCCGCCUGGCCGCGCCGCUCGCCAAGAGCCUCGAGCCCGUCUCCUGGAGCUCCGGCAACCCCAAGUUCGCAAGUGGGAAAGGGCUGGUCAUCUACCCGGAGAUCGGGGACAAACUGGACAUUAUCUGCCCCAAGGCGGAGCCGUCCAAGCCUUACGAAUACUACAAGCUGUACCUGGUGAAGARGGACCAGGCCGAUGCCUGCAGCACCGUCAUGGAUCCCAACGUGCUGGUGACUUGCAACCGGCCCGAGCAGGAGAUCCGCUUCACUAUCAAGUUUCAGGAGUUCAGCCCCAACUACAUGGGCCUGGAAUUCAAAAGACAGCAAGAUUACUUCAUUACAUCCACCUCUAAUGGGACUCUGGAUGGCCUGGAGAACCGCGAAGGAGGCGUCUGCCAGACCCGCUCCAUGAAGAUUGUCAUGAAAGUGGGGCAGGACCCGAACGCGGUGAUCCCAGAGCAGCUGACGACGAGUCGGCCUAGCAAGGAGUCYGACAACACAGUGAAGAUCGUCACGCAGAGCCCGCGCCACAGGGUGCCCGCGGUGGAGGAGCCGGGGAAGCCAGGGCCCGUCAACCAAGAUGGGCAGGAAACCCAAGGUCCCAGCGACGGGUUCUUUGGCUCCAAGGUUGCGAUUUUCGCGGCGAUUGGUGCUGGCUGUGUCAUCUUCAUCCUCAUCAUCAUCUUCCUCGUCGUGCUCCUGAUCAAGAUCCGCAAGCGGCACCGGAAGCACACGCAGCAGCGGGCCGCAGCCUUGUCCCUCAGCACCCUGGCCAGCCCCAAAUGCAGCGGGAACGCGGGCUCGGAACCCAGCGAUAUCAUCAUCCCCUUACGGACUACAGAAAACAACUACUGCCCUCACUACGAGAAGGUGAGCGGGGACUACGGGCACCCCGUCUACAUUGUCCAGGAGAUGCCCCCCCAGAGCCCAGCCAACAUUUACUACAAGGUGUGAGGAGCAGCYGCGGCAACCGGCCGAUGCAAGAGCCCGGGAGCGCGGCGGGCGCGGGGCCCCGCGCUCGUGCGCCC
Molecule: messenger RNA, 1061 nt
Organism: Nothoprocta perdicaria
Lineage: Eukaryota; Metazoa; Chordata; Aves; Tinamiformes; Tinamidae
Gene: EFNB1
Product: ephrin B1
Exons: 5
Biological process (GO): axon guidance; ephrin receptor signaling pathway
Cellular component (GO): plasma membrane
Molecular function (GO): ephrin receptor binding
Source: RefSeq, a predicted model, not a curated record